This is a messenger RNA of Pistacia vera, 708 nucleotides long. RefSeq lists its product as uncharacterized. The record is from RefSeq and is a predicted model, not a curated record. Lineage: Eukaryota; Viridiplantae; Streptophyta; Magnoliopsida; Sapindales; Anacardiaceae. The transcript is spliced from 2 exons. The coding region runs from base 78 to 386 and encodes 102 amino acids.
ACACAUCUAGCACGGGCACAGCAAUCAAAUGUAGCGGCAUUUUGGGAGGUUUUAGAAAGGUUUUGGGUUAAACAAAAAUGUCAGCAGUUACAGUUGCUGGAAGAUCCACAUCAAUUUUUGCUCGCACAAUAUUGAGAUCAACACCAUCAAGAACAAGACUCUCUCAAGUUUCAGUCUCAAAUGGUUUCGUUCCCUCCAAUUUCAGUCUCCGUUCACAGAGCCGAAUUAUCCCAACGCCUUCUCCUUGUAGGUUGUUGCGACGAGAAUUGAGCUCACUUGUUCCCCUCCACAGCGCCAUUUCAGCUGCCUGUCUUGUCUCCAAGCUUCCCAGUGAAGCCAGCGCUUCAAUCCAAGGCAGAUUUGCGAAUUACCUCAGUCCCAUCUAGGAUCAAGUGCUUGCAAAGAUCAAAACUCUUCCUCCUUUCAAUUUUGUAAUGCUGUUUACUUCUUUUCUGAAAUUGAAAUUCAGGCUUUCCGAUGUCAAUUGCUGACCAAUGUUUGUUUACUCAUCAUUAAUUUAGGUGGAAGUCUUGAGUUACUUCAGUUCUUCUACUUGCUAUGUGAUCAAUUGAUUUGACUCUGAUGAUAAAAUAAUGUCUUCAUAAUUUUUCAAUAAUAUCAUUUGUAUCAUUGGAGAUUAGAUUUCUGACAAUACUAAUGGUUCGAUGUCCUGUGGUUAUGAUGGUGAUGGUUGUAUCAUAUUAGUGC